AUCCUGCCCCCCCCACCCUUCCCCUCACCCUUUUUGUGAACCCUUGUGGUGUUCGUUCCAUCCCCCCCUACCUUUUCGCCCCUACCCUUUUUCAGUUUUCCCUAAUUUUGGAACCCUCAGCUCUGGCGGUCUCGGUACAGGUGCAUUAGACCCGCUUAUGAAAGGCUGUGCAAUUUAACUGCUGAUGUUGCGGCUGCCGCCGCUUUUCUGUUGGCGAACCUGGCUUGAUCUACUACUCUGAUCUGUGGGGCUGUUCAGAGAUGCAAAUACCCUAAUGUAGUAUCUCACAGCCAGUUGUUUGCUUACCUCCGUUUGGCUAGCGACACUUCAGCCUGGGCUUUGUGUGAAAGGAGAGAGCCUGGUCGGGAGAGCAGAGCCAUCCUCCCUGCAACGACAUCGCUCUCCUUCUGGUACCGCCAUCUCUUAAGUGGGGAAGCGAACAUGCCUCUUGCUCUAGCAAAAAGCGGAAAGGAUCAAGAAGACAAAUUAAAUAUGUCAUUUACUCUCAGUGAAAGAGAACUUAACAGCGAGGUCCCUGUAAGAAAACCACUCCCUAACAGAGACAUUGUUCAGGAUGACAAGUUUGAAGAUGCCUACGAAAUUAUCCCCGUGGCAACCACAAUGAACCUAGUCUCUUCCUUGGAAGAGUGUACAACUGCAUUGUACUUGUUUCUGAAUAACAAGUUCUCAGAUGCCAUCAACCUCAUUCACCCGUGGUCUAAAAACAGUAUAUACCACGCCCUAAUGUACAGUAUGCUUAUGGUUGUCAAGGCCAUCCUGACUUUUGAGCCGCAAGAUAUACGGAUUGGGAUGGCUGCCGCGAAGGAAGCUUUGAAAACCUGUAACAACUUCCGAAAAAAGCCAAGGAUAAUGUCCUUAUCUCACAUAGUGAGCAGACAGGGAAUAAACGUCGUUACGGAAGAAGAGCUGCACGCCGAGGUCUGCUACGCGGAGUGUUUGAUCUUAAAAGCUGCCAUAACGUUCAUACAGGAUGACAGUUUGCUUGGUUUUCUUAAAAGUGGGAUAAAUAUUGGGUUAAGUUACCAAAUAUACAAAGACUGUCAACAGGUAGUGACGUACAUGUCUAAGAACCAAAGCAAAUCCCACAGGCACCUGGUGGGAGGAAUCAAAUUUGGACUUGGAGUAUUCAACUUGAUGCUGUCACUUGUUCCACCAAAGACACUUAAGCUUCUCAAUAUUGUUGGGUAUUCUGGUGACAGAGAGGCAGGCUUGGCUUUGCUUCAUGAGAGCACGUCUGAACCCCAUAUCAAUAAUAUUUUAAGUGUUUUGACGCUACUCUUUUAUCACAAUUACAUUUACGUGGCUUUCGGUGUUGAAAAUGUUUCCAAUUCCACUACAGAUAAUCUCCUCCUCACUUACCUCAAGAAGUUUCCAAACUGUGUUGUGCUUAAUUUUUUCCAAGCGCGCCUCAGUAUGUUGAGAGGAAAUUUUGAAAAGGCACUGCUAACAUUACAGUACUGUAUUUAUAUUCAGAAUGAGUGGAAGCAGGUCCAUCACCUCUGUUACUGGGAACUCAUGUGGUGCCACAUCUUCCUGCAGAACUGGAGGCAGGCUUACCACUGCGCCCACCUGUUGUACCUGCACAGCAGGUGGUCCAAGGCCACCUAUGUGUACGGCAAAGCUGUAAUACUGGCUUUGCUUCCUUCUGAUUUUGUGAAGUCAGUGAAAGAGGACAUUAACUCUCUCUUCUUAAACGUGGAUAGCCUGAGAAUCAAAAUUUUAGGCACACCCGUGCCAGUAGAACAGUUCAUUGCCGAGAAAGGUCAGCGCUACGCUACUACUACAGGCUGGUUUACAGCCCAGCCCCUGCUGGAAUUCAUUUACGCCUGGAGCGGAUUCCGAAUCAUGAGCAAGAGGCUAGAGCUUAUUUCAAGCUGGCUCUCAAUCAUCGACAGAGGGAAAAACCUUCUGCAAGCGAAACUAGACGAGGAGUAUGGCACAGACGACCUAACUUUAUUAUAUCUGCUGAAAGGCCUGUGCCUGAAGUACUUGGGCAAAUAUGUGAAGGCGGAGCACUACUUCAACCGUGUUAUUCAGAAGGAGAAAUCGUUAAAAUACGACCACUACUUGGUACCGUACACCUACUACGAACUGGGAAUUCUGUACUACCUGAGAGGAGAUUAUGCCAAUGCAGCGAAAAACCUAGACCACAUAAAGAACUACAAAGACUACCCCAUGGAAGCCCGGUUACACUUCCGGGCUCAUAUAGCCCUGGAGCAAAUAGCCAAAGAAAAGUGAUGCAAACGCAAAGUGUGCUUGUGUUUAAUAUGAGUGGAAUAGCUACAAUCAGAAAGAUAAUAAGCAGGUAGAAAAAUCAUUUCUUUGUGGAAAAAAAAAUUCACAAGGCGCUGUUAAACAUCUGAUCAGUAGCAAGUAAGAAAGGAACUGGCCAUUUCAUCCCCCUUCCCUUUUCCUUGCCUAUAAAACACAUGGCUUAGACUGGUAAA
This is a messenger RNA of Chinchilla lanigera (long-tailed chinchilla), 2468 nucleotides long. RefSeq names its product tetratricopeptide repeat protein 39B-like. The coding region runs from base 442 to 2259 and encodes 605 amino acids. The transcript has 2 exons. Lineage: Eukaryota; Metazoa; Chordata; Mammalia; Rodentia; Chinchillidae. Gene Ontology annotation, biological process: regulation of cholesterol metabolic process; cholesterol homeostasis; negative regulation of cholesterol storage. Gene Ontology annotation, molecular function: protein binding. The record is from RefSeq and is a predicted model, not a curated record.